Messenger RNA from Lingula anatina, 792 nucleotides. Its product is annotated as growth factor receptor-bound protein 2-like. The record is from RefSeq and is a predicted model, not a curated record. NCBI's taxonomy places the organism in Eukaryota, Metazoa, Brachiopoda, Lingulata, Lingulida, Lingulidae.
AUGGAGGCCGUUGCUAUACAUGAUGUCGAUGCGACAGCAGAAGACGAGCUUGCAUUUAAAAAGAAUGAUGUACUUAAGAUAUUAUGUAUGAAUGAGCAAUACUGGUAUAAAGCAGAAUUAAACGGAAAAGUAGGAAUUGUCCCCAGCACUUCAGUUGAAAUGAGAGAUUACGACUGGUUUUUUGGUCCAAUAAAUCGUGAAAAAGCAGAAGAAAUUUUACUUGAAAGAAAAGCAGAUGGAACCUAUUCUCAACCAGAUGGUGCUUUCUUAGUAAGACAUGAUGAAAGUUCUGAAGGGAAAUUCUCUGUUUUAGUCAAAUUGGGUGAGUCUGUCCAACAGUUUAAAGUGCUCUCAGAUAACACGGGAAGAUAUUCCAUUUGGGGGAAGAAGUUUAACUCCUUGAAUCAGGUUCUAGAGCACCACAGAACUACCUCUGCCAGUACAACGCGGACAGUUCUCCUUAAAGACAUGUUUUAGAGUCCAACUUAAACUAUUUUCAUUUAAUAAAUUCAUCUUUUUUGUAUCUUUAAAUCUUUUGAGAAGUCCUUACGAAUGGCAGCACCAUUACGUGCUACAUAAUGAUUAAAUGAACAGAAUUAUCACAGUACUGUAUGGAUAGCUUGAUAUUUUGUUUUAUUAUCUGCAUGCAUUUUAUAUUUUGUGUCAGCAUAUUUUUCCAUUGUCAUUACUGCAUAUAAUCGAGGGUCCAUCAAUCUAACAGGACAAAAGAGCGCGCGGCCUUCUGCCUUUAGACGCGACUUCGAACAGAAAGAAUUAUUGUUCUGCUUUAGU